AUGCGCUUCCUCAUCGACGUUGUCGCUUCACUCACCCCUAACGACCACCACGUGUGCAUCCUGGGAAAUGUGCCAGUGAUCAUGCUCAAGGUAUCGACGUCGCCUACAAGCACAACAUGGACUGCGACGGUGGAAGGACUCGAGUUACCAACUCUGGCAAUCGAGUACAAAUAUGCGAUAGCGUCGACCCAAGACCACACGUUUGUGGUAUGGGAAUCCCUGCCGCUCAACCGAACGGUCGUGCCAGAACCCAUGGUCCUCGGAAAUCAACAUCGUUCAGGCAAUAGCGAGGUUCACGAUGGCUGGUUCGGGCUUGAUACGCGGGAGUUGGGCGACUGCUCCAAGCUCCACAUCGAAGUACGUAUGUACGGAUAG
Molecule: messenger RNA, 375 nt
Organism: Aphanomyces astaci
Lineage: Eukaryota; Oomycota; Saprolegniomycetes; Saprolegniales; Verrucalvaceae
Exons: 3
Coding region: 1-375 (124 amino acids)
Molecular function (GO): carbohydrate binding
Source: RefSeq, a predicted model, not a curated record